CAACGACGUCAGCACGCGUUCACUUCCUGUGCACGCAGAGUCCGCUGUUCUGGUUAAGAAGGCCAAAUAGCGAUAUUUUGGCACGGGAUGGCUUCGACGUUGCGUUUGAUUUACUGUGCUUCAAGACCAGGCACAUUUGCAGCAAGUAGGAGUUUGGUGAGGCCGUUCAGUGUGUCUGCACCAAGAGAGGGCUUCAAGUAUGUGAAUGCCCAGGAGCUGCCCACAGACAUGAAGUCCAUCACAGACAGAGCUGCGCAGACGCUGCUGUGGACAGAGCUUUUCAGAGGUCUGGGGAUGACCAUGAGCUACUUGUUCAGGGAACCAGCAACCAUCAACUAUCCAUUUGAGAAGGGGCCUCUAUCGCCAAGGUUCAGAGGGGAGCACGCUCUGAGGAGGUAUCCCUCGGGAGAAGAACGCUGCAUUGCCUGCAAACUGUGUGAAGCCAUUUGUCCUGCCCAGGCCAUCACUAUUGAGGCUGAGACCCGAGCAGAUGGCAGCAGGAGGACCACUCGUUACGACAUUGACAUGACCAAAUGUAUUUACUGUGGAUUCUGCCAAGAAGCCUGUCCUGUCGACGCCAUUGUAGAGGGUCCUAACUUUGAAUUCUCGACCGAAACACAUGAAGAGCUGCUAUACAACAAAGAGAAACUCCUCAACAAUGGAGACAAGUGGGAGCCAGAGAUUGCCGCCAACAUCCAGGCUGAUUACCUGUACCGAUAAACCCGACUUGAGUGAUAUCAGAGAGACCUCUCUGCAAAACGUCCACACUAAGCAAUCUACGAGCAUAUGCAGCUGAACAAAGAGCUUUAGAUUCAGAUACAGCAGUGGUUCUUAAAAUCUUCAUGUUGAGUGGGUAAACUUGGUGCAGUGUUUAUCUCUAAAAAUCUGGGGUCAAAACAGGUAUAAAACAAUGGCAGAUGGUAACCCUGAAACCAUGUAUAAGUUGUAAGUAGCUAACUGAGGCUCCCUUCACUUCAGUUCAGUAUAAAUGAAUGAAAUCUAUAGCAAACCACCCCCACGAAAACCAGGACUAAACCAGGACUAAACCAGGACUAAACCAGGACUAAACCAGGACUAAACCAGGACUAAACCAGGACUAAACCAGGACUAAACCAGGACUAAACCAGGACUAAACCAGAACAACCACUGGUGAUAAACUGCAUUAAAAUCGGCUUCAUAUAAAUUCAGUCUGAACUGCUUUUCUCCUGAUUGCCAACAGAGACCCCCGCACCACUAUUGAGAACCACUGUGUGUAUAUUUUCUCUGGUAUCUGCCACAGUUGUGAGACUAUUACUUUAAAGUGAUGGGUUUUACCAUGUUAAAUGAGAUAUUUAUUGUAUAUGGGUAAUUUGAGCACUGUCAGUUGGAGGAUAAUGUUUGUGUGUCCUGCUCAGAUUGAACUUAAUGCUACACUUAUAAAUAUAGUCCUUUUACAGUAACAUUGAGUUUUAACUGUAUGUCCGUAAGAAUAUUUUCACCUCAAUAAAGUUUGGGAGGAGCGUAAAAA
Messenger RNA from Boleophthalmus pectinirostris (great blue-spotted mudskipper), 1507 nucleotides. It is a transcript of the gene ndufs8a, whose product is annotated as NADH:ubiquinone oxidoreductase core subunit S8a. Lineage: Eukaryota; Metazoa; Chordata; Actinopteri; Gobiiformes; Gobiidae. Gene Ontology annotation, cellular component: membrane. The transcript has 8 exons. Gene Ontology annotation, molecular function: NADH dehydrogenase activity; 4 iron, 4 sulfur cluster binding. Bases 88 to 720 code for a protein of 210 amino acids. Gene Ontology annotation, biological process: mitochondrial electron transport, NADH to ubiquinone; mitochondrial respiratory chain complex I assembly. The record is from RefSeq and is a predicted model, not a curated record.